CUGACGAAGAAAAUGUCGGACGACGAGAAGGAACAGUUUAGAACGUACCAGAAGGAUACACGAAUUCCUUGUCGAUUCGGAGCCAAGUGUUACCAAAAAAAUCCGGUCCAUCAUGCGAAAUAUAAACAUCCGCCUUCAAAAGAUGCAAAACAAAAAAAUGGUACAAAGCAGACAGUCCCUAGUAAGAAAAGGAAGACGACAGAGGAGAAUAAUGAACUAACUGAUUCACCAAAGAAGAAAGUGCAGAAACAGGAAGAUGAUGUAACAGUCGAAAAUGCCUCAUGUAAUAAUGAUAAUGAUAACAUCAAAGAGAAUGAUGACAAUGAAAGCGCGAAAAAUUCAUCGAGUUCUGAUAAUACAGAAUCUGUUAAAGAUUCUGCUGCAAAAAUUACUGUUGCAUCUUUGCUGGAAGAUUGCAAUGUUGACACUGAAAGUGAUAAAGUACUUCCAACCGACAUUAAGUCGGUUGUUUCUCAUUUGUUCUUGACAGAAAUGCCAGAAGAUUUCUUUCAGUUUUAUGAGUUCUGCAAGAACAUUUCCGAGAAAGAUCCUACGAAUGCUUUUAAAGAUCUUCAGUUACAACUUGUAGGCCCAUUUGAUGUUUUUAACGACAAGUUUUUCAAAUCCAAAGUCAGUGAUAAGAAGUCAUUGUUGAGGCACUGGAGAUAUUAUUAUGAUCCACCAGAGUUUCAAACUAUUAUGAAAGUCGAUGGAAAGGACUGUUUGCACUUUGGUUACUGGAGAGAUGCUGCCUCCGAGAAGCCUGUGUUUGUAGCAAAGAACAGUGCAAGUAUAAAUUGUGUUGUCGAGCCUGUUGCUGAGAAUAUAUUUGGCGUAAUGGAUAUAUACAUAGGGGAGAAGGUUAAAUUGGCUACUCCAUUUGAAAAGACCCGAAUAGGACAACUCCAGCAACGGUUGAGAACCUAUGCCAAAGAGAGGAAUAUAACAUUGGAGAAAAUGACAAGUAGUAUGCAGGCUUGGGAGAAGAAGGCCGUUGCGAGAACAUUCCACAAAGCUGGCAUUGUGGUGCCAUACGAUAAGAAAACUGAACUGGGUUACAGGGAUUUGUCAGUAACAGAUAGCGAAUUAAAACGAAUAUUGAAUCAAAUUGAAGAAGCUCGAACACCAGAGGAAAAGAAAGCACCGUUCUCAAAACUGGAGGAAGUAAUAAGACUGGCAACAAUUGCAGCAGACGAAUGCGAUUUCGGCACCUGUUUAGAACUGGGCCAUGACCUGUUCUCCAGUGGAGUUUCCCAUGUUCACAACAAAGCAAUACACAUGCUUUCUCUUGCUUACACUCUUUUACAAAGACCACAGUUCCUGGAAAUUGCUAAAGUGCAUUUGGAAGACAGGAAGAAGGGUCAGAAUCUAAGUGUCCUUUGUUAAAAGCUGAAGAUUCCUGAUAAUC
Messenger RNA from Dufourea novaeangliae, 1408 nucleotides. RefSeq names its product UPF0609 protein C4orf27 (gene Hpf1). The transcript has 5 exons. Lineage: Eukaryota; Metazoa; Arthropoda; Insecta; Hymenoptera; Halictidae. Gene Ontology annotation, molecular function: histone binding; poly-ADP-D-ribose binding. Gene Ontology annotation, biological process: regulation of protein ADP-ribosylation; DNA damage response. Gene Ontology annotation, cellular component: nucleus. The record is from RefSeq and is a predicted model, not a curated record. Bases 13 to 1386 code for a protein of 457 amino acids.